CAUGGUAGAGGAUCAGCUGCCCCUCACAUCACCGGAUGGAUCCAGUAAUGGGAACCCACCAGAGAGGCGUCCUCAUUCCUUCCAGGAGGUCAUGGCGGAACCUUUUAAUGACACAAAACCCCCAGAGAUUAGUCCCCGUCCUCUGUAUUCCCGGGAUUACACACAAGAAGAUCACACCAUUCCUCACCAUCAUCAGGGGGUAGACGUAAUCAAUAUCAAAACUGAGGUUAAAGAUGAAGAAGAGAUGUAUGUGAGAGGAAACCAGAUGUCUAUGACAGAAGCUGAAAUGAUGGUGACAAUUACCAAGGAGGAAUCUUCUCUGGAUGUCCGCACAGGAGGACACGGUGGCUGGAAAACCCCGGAGGGACGUCCUGUUUUGUCUUCACAUUAUAAUAGGGAAGAUAUGGACAUGGCACAGUAUUCUCCAGGAGUAAGCCAUGUUACUCAAAACAAACAUCACAAACCUAGAUCAGCAGGUCUUACCAAUCACUCAAUAGUAUGUGAUUUAUCCAAAGAUAAUUCUGGUACUAUUACUUCAAAUGUCCAACCAAGCUGUCAUAGAGGAAAUAAAUCAUCAAAUCCUUCUAAUCCUGAGAAAUCGUCCCCCAAUAAUUUGCAUUCAUUUCAGGAUUCUUUCACCAAAAAAAAACAUGACCCUCUUGUCCCCCAGAAAAACAACUCCAGUGAAAAACCCUUUAUGUGUUACGUGUGUGAGAAGUGCUUCUUAAGGAAAUCGGAGAUCAUUCGACACCUGAGAAUCCACACCGGGGAGAGGCCCUUCUCUUGUACGGAGUGUGGAAAGUCCUUCACCAACAAAUCAGAGCUCACCAUACACCAGAGAGUCCACACGGGGGAGAAGCCCUUUCUCUGUUCCGAGUGCGGAAAGAGCUUCUCUAAUAAAGGAAACCGCGAUAAACACAUGAGGAUCCACACCGGGGAGAGGCCGUUUUCCUGUUUAGAUUGCGGCAAAUGUUUUGCGCAGAAAGUGACACUAAUUCUCCACCAGAGAACGCACACCACCACCUGAGACCGAUGGUGGAGCAUCCUAGACUGAAUCGCAACGCACACCACCUAAAGACCGAUGGUGGAGCAUCCUAGACUGAAUC
Messenger RNA from Rana temporaria (common frog), 1106 nucleotides. Its product is annotated as zinc finger protein 3-like. NCBI's taxonomy places the organism in Eukaryota, Metazoa, Chordata, Amphibia, Anura, Ranidae. Gene Ontology annotation, molecular function: RNA polymerase II cis-regulatory region sequence-specific DNA binding; DNA-binding transcription factor activity, RNA polymerase II-specific. The transcript has 4 exons. Gene Ontology annotation, biological process: regulation of transcription by RNA polymerase II. The coding region runs from base 2 to 1027 and encodes 341 amino acids. The record is from RefSeq and is a predicted model, not a curated record.